Molecule: messenger RNA, 1542 nt
Organism: Dictyostelium discoideum AX4
Lineage: Eukaryota; Evosea; Eumycetozoa; Dictyosteliales; Dictyosteliaceae
Product: RmlC-like cupin family protein
Exons: 1
Coding region: 1-1542 (513 amino acids)
Biological process (GO): exon-exon junction complex disassembly
Source: RefSeq, a predicted model, not a curated record
AUGACAGAUAUUAAAAAAGAUGCAAGGGGUAAUACAAUUGUACCUGCAAGUCAAAGAGCUGAUGGUUCAUUUAGAAAAGAAUUUAAAAUUCGUGCUGGUUACAUACCAGAUGGUGAGAUUAAAAAAUAUGUUAUACCUCAAAAAAGAGAAAUAAGUGAAAAUUAUAAUAAUGAACAAAAUUCUCCAUUUAAACAACAACCACAAACUCAAAUUUCAUCAUCACCACUAAAACAACAACAACAACAUCAUCAACAACAACAACAACAACAACAACAACAACAACAACAACAACAACAACAACAACAACAACAACAACAACAACAACAACAACAACAACAACAACAACAACAACAACAACAACAACAACAGCAACCUCUUACUCCACAAAAGGAAACUGAAAUUUCAUCAUCACCACCACAAGUUGUUCCAAAAAAUAUUCUUGAUGAACUUGAAGAUUAUGUUGAUAGUGAUGAGGAUGAAACAAAUACACCACCACCACCACAACAAAUUCAACAACAACAACAACAACAACAGCAAUCAACUACAAGUAAAACACAAAAAAGAAUAACACCAUCAAAACAAGAUCAACAACAAAGAAAACCAUAUGUAAAAGAAACAAAUAUAGACAAUAAUAAAAAUAGUAAUAAUAGAGAGUUUAAAAAAGAUAUUCAUAAAAAGGAAACAAAACCAAGAAAUAAUGAUGAAACUCAUACCCAUAAUAGUAAUAACAAUAGUAAUACCAAUAAUAAUAAUAAGAAACCAAAUAAUAGAAAACAAAAACCAAUAAAUGAUGAUGAUUUAAUUAGUUUGUCAAAUCAAUUCUCUGAUUUUGAUUUAAGUAAUACUACAAAUAAUAAUACUGCUACCACUACCACUACCACCGCUACUACUACUACAUCAUCAUCAUCAUCAACAUCAUCAUCAUCACCUACAGAGUUAAAAACCAUAACACCAUCACCACAUAAACCAAAGUAUGUACCUAGACAACAUUCUGCUCCAAAUACACCAAACUAUAAUAAUAAAAUAUCACGGGGGGUUAAUAAUAAUAAUAACAAUGAUAAUAGUGAUAAUAAUAAUACUACCUCAAAGUCACCAACUCCACAAACUCCACAAACUCAAAAAACAAAAUCUGUACCAUCAACACCAAUUCAACCUUCAACACCUAUUACACCAACUUCAACACCUAAAUCUGUUGAUGAAAUUGAUAAUUCAUCAGAGAAUUCACCAAUUCCAUUAGCAACUGUAACUCCAAUAACACCAACACCAAUACCAACAUCAACUCCUCCAACAUCAACAUUAAAUAGUGAUGGUGAAAGUUUAAUUGAAAAAAUACAAAGAGAAGUUAGAUUCUAUAAAGAAAGAAAUGAUAGAAUUGAAGCAAUUGAAAAAAAGAUGCAAGAUGGUCAAAAAUUAAAUGUUUUUGAUCAAUCAUUAUUAAAACAAAAAGAAUCAAUUCAAUCUGAACUUACAAAAUUUAAUAGAAUGUUAACAAAUUUAAAAAAGACAACAACAACAACAACAACAACAACACCACCACAAUAA